This is a messenger RNA of Aedes aegypti (yellow fever mosquito), 2692 nucleotides long. RefSeq lists its product as uncharacterized. The record is from RefSeq and is a predicted model, not a curated record. The transcript is spliced from 2 exons. Lineage: Eukaryota; Metazoa; Arthropoda; Insecta; Diptera; Culicidae. Bases 272 to 988 code for a protein of 238 amino acids.
GGGUUUGUUGGCUGGAAGCACAAAUGGUGUUAGACCGGCUAAGCAGGAUGUGAAGGACGGAGGCGCAUGCCUCGCAGCCGAGUGGAGCGGUUUUCCGCGGCCUCGGGGUGGAGGUGAGGAAGGGCUACCUCGAGGACCACAUCGUGAACUUCCUAGGUUUAAUGCUGUGUCUGCAGGUGAUUUCAAACGCCCGGCCACGCCAACGGCCAUUGGCCUACUGGGUGUUAUCCUGGUUGGCUUUUGCUGUUUUUGGAUUGCCGUCGGUCUUCUCAUGCGUUGGCUUUGGUUCGUGGUUGGUUCUGUUGCACGCUUCAACGUCGUCGAUCCGCUUGUCCCAGAUGAUGAUUCCUCUGCGGAUGCUACUUCACGUAGGGCAUUGCUCGAUGUUCUUCCUAGGGUAUCUACUGGAACACAAACUGAGGGCAAUUGGGAUCGGACUCAACCCGAUCUUGAGCAACAUGCUAUCAAUCUGUGCCAUAGGAAUCGCAUGGACCUUGUCCAGCAAAUGAAUCUGUUCUCGUGGUGCUUGGAGAUUGUGAACGUGGUUGUUGUCCUCGGGAUGGGACCACGGCUGUUCCAAAUACUGCCCAAAGUAACCGUCGCGUAUUGUGCGACAACUGGGCUCAGUGUGACGGCGGUGAUGGGAAUCGGCUACGCAAGUCGACUAUUCGGCCUUGCAGGUGGACGCUACGGUCCCGAUGGACGGCUAAGGUCCCACAGAUGGACGCAGGGGUCCGGAUGGACGGCAGAGGUCCGGCGCAUGGACGGCUACGGUCCGGCGGUUAGACGCUGGGUCCCACAGGUGGACGGUGUGGUCCGGUUGGACGGCUAUGGUCUGGGAAUGGACGUGAGGGUCCCACAAAUGGACGCAGGGGUCCGGAUGGACGGCAGAGGUCCGGCGCAUGGACGGCAAUGGUCCGGCGGGUGGACGCUGGGUCCUACAGGUGGACGUCGAGGUCCGACUGGGCGACACUUCGGCCCGGGUUGAGUUGUCCGUUGCUGUUCCAGCCCGUCACUCGUCGAUCGUUCCUCCGGGGUGUCCGUUAUCCUGGUCACGGCACCAAUGUUUCGUCCAGGGUUGACCAGGCCCUACGUUGUGAAUUACUUUGGUCCCGGAGGGGCAGACGAAUAACGACAAUUUCUUCUAUUACGAUGAUUUAGUUAGAAAUCAUACGAAACUUCGCAGAUUUCAGACAUUCUUAACUUACAUCAGGAUGACUAGAGUAGUAGAUGAACAAUUUCUCCGUGAGAUCAGCCUAACUGAUCCUAUUAGAGAGGAUAAUUUCACCGACUAUGAAUUCAGUGAAGUUAUUUACUGCAAGGGUGCGACAUCCUUUCUUCUUAAUAUCGGCACACACACAGAUACAAAGCAAAGAGCUGUGUCAAGCUACGACCAUCAAUCUCUGUGUGAGGCCUUGGGUAAGGUGUGCUUGUUCAAAGGGGAUAAAGCGGUCCCGAAGGGUAAACCUGCAGUUGCAGUAAGUAUCCUAAGACCUCAGCGGGUGAGAGAGCUAACUCAAGUCCUAGCGGCUCUCCCCAAGAUCAAACUUUUUGAUAAGGAUGGCGGAGUCAACAUUUCGGUAUUGUUGGCUCUUCUCCGUUGGAUCCCAGGGAUGGAGGGGAUCCAUUUGGCAUACGUCACUGCAAGGGAUGACGGGGUUGAUCUUGUCGACGGCAACUUGGUCUUUGAAACCAUGGCUGCAGAGUACGAUGACUUCGAUGGCAGGCGCCCUACCAGAGAGUAUGCAAUACACACCUCUGCUACAAUGAUAUGCACAGCUUAUGCGGUCUUGCUAAUGGUAAUCAAGACAAUCAAUGCUAAUGCUGCCAACCAACUUGACAUCUUCAUUGAUAGGAGAAUAAAGGCCCUUUGCCAUACCCUUGGUCUGUCUGCCAAAUCUAUCGAUUGGGAAAACAAGAUCAAACCGCUGCUGGAUGAGGAGGAACUCCGAAAGCUUAAUGAAGAGCUAGGCUUUUUCCCGAGAUUGAAAAAGACGCUGUUUGUUCCGGUUAUUGAUAUGCAUACCCCGGAACUGCAGCACAUGAACCUUAUAUUUCAAGAAACGUCGAUGACAAUUUUUUCUCUUAUCGCCGAAUUCUGGCUCACAACCGAUAUCACCAGACUUCAUGUUUCACCUCUUGUCUUGGUAGAACUGCCCAAGUGGCAAAAGGCAAUGCACCAACUUGUAUCACUUUACGGGACAUCAUGGAGAUUCUACAAGUUGAUUGAUCCUCGCGGAACUUUAACAGCGCAAAGUAAUUUUCGUACUCUUGGGUGCGCGGCGCUCUCCUGGAAGCGUCUGAAUACGUUACAGUCCGGCCAGUCGUCUCUUGCCCAACUUCAGGGUGUCAAAAUAAACCCUGAAUUUGAAAAACUUGCAUCGAUAAAGCUCAAACCCGAGUUUGUAGGAACGGAUGCUAAGUCGUAUCUUGAGAUUGUCAGGGGCCUCCUAGAGGAUCAAUCUCCAUACGUGAAUAUGAAUUGGAGCCGUAUUGUCAAAGCCAUCUCUGAGGGAGAGUGGGUUGAGGGAAAAUACUUUUAAGAGCCCUAGAAGGCCCAAGAUAUCCAGAUCUGUCUGUUUCAUCUAAAAAACAUCCUUUUUAUAAUCAAUCAUAUAUAAUCCUAUUCUGUAUUCCUAUUCUACCUCUAUCUAUCUUUUAUUCCAGCGGGGCUUUCCUAAUAAAAAAAAAA